This is a messenger RNA of Poecilia latipinna (sailfin molly), 3180 nucleotides long. Its product is annotated as porcupine O-acyltransferase. Gene Ontology annotation, cellular component: endoplasmic reticulum; membrane. The transcript is spliced from 15 exons. The record is from RefSeq and is a predicted model, not a curated record. Gene Ontology annotation, biological process: Wnt protein secretion; protein palmitoylation; lipid modification. Gene Ontology annotation, molecular function: Wnt-protein binding; palmitoleoyltransferase activity. Bases 237 to 1625 code for a protein of 462 amino acids. Lineage: Eukaryota; Metazoa; Chordata; Actinopteri; Cyprinodontiformes; Poeciliidae.
AUUUACCCUUCAGUUCGACGCACUCAGAGCUCUGAUUGGUUGGCUCAUGUUCUCGCGUGCCUUCAUACAUGAUAAACCAGUGGUGCUGAUGCUGUGACAAUGGGAGCCUUCCAGAUAUGCACCAUCUGAACUGAGGGUCCGGCAGCGGCUGCACGCAGGCUUGACGGACAGCAGAGAAAACAUCCGGAUAAAGACACAAGGAGGAACCUCCUGCUUCUGCCCGGACAGGUCCAGAGAUGGGAGUGUUCAGCCGGCAGAAGUUUUUCCAGGAGCUCACUCAUGGCUGCCUGCUGCCUACAGCUCAGCAGGGCCUGGAGCAAGUAUGGCAGCUGCUGGUUAUCUGCCUGCUGUGUCGCCUGCUCUGGAUGUUAGGUCUCCCUUCCUUCGUGAAGCACCUGUGCACCGUGGCGGGAGGUUUCUACACGCUGUACCUGUUCUUUGAGCUCCACAUGAUCUGGGUCGUCCUUCUCAGCCUCCUUUGCUACCUCUUUCUCUUCCUGUGCCGCCAUUCGACCAUCCGAGGAACCUUUCUGUCUAUAACGGUUCUCAUCUACCUGCUUCUUGGGGAGCUGCACAUGAUGGAUACCACCAACUGGCACAAAAUGAGAGGUUCACAGAUGGUGGUUGCCAUGAAAGCUAUCUCGUUGGCUUUUGAUCUGGACAGAGGUGUUGUGACCAAUGUUCCCUCGCCCAUUGAGUUCAUGGGCUACAUUUACUUUGUGGGCACUGUCAUCUUUGGGCCCUGGAUCAGCUUCAACAGCUACAAAGAAGCUCUAGAAGGACGUAAGUUGAGUUUAGGAUGGAUUGUAAAAGUGUCUCUUAGCUGGGUGAAGAGCCAGAUCUGCCUUGUUGUGUCCAACUGUGUGGCUCCCUACCUCUUCCCCUACUUCAUCCCCGUCUAUGGAGACAAGCUCCUACGAAGUAAAAAGAGGAGGAAGAUCAGAGGCUCACUGGCAAAGUGGCUGCUGGCAUAUGAGAACACAAUGUCUUUCCACUUCAGCAAUUACUUUGUCGGCUACCUGAGUGAAACUACAGCGACUCUCGCUGGGGCGGGCUUUACGGAGGAGAAAGAGAACCUCAAAUGGGAUCUGAGCGUGUCCAAGCCGCUCCACGUGGAGUUUCCCCGCUCCAUGGUGGAGGUGGCGACGUCGUGGAACGUGCCCAUGUCCCGCUUUCUGCACACAUAUGUUUUCAAGAGUGCCGUCAAAUUCGGGAUGUUCACUGCCGUCAUGGUGACCUACAUCGCCAGCGCGCUCUUACAUGGUCUAAGUUUCCAUCUGGGUGCAGUUCUGUUAUCUCUGGGGUUCAUUACGUACGUGGAGCACGUUUUUCGGAAGAGGCUUGCCGCCAUAUUUAAUGCGUGUGUGCUUUCGAGGAAAUGUCAGCCAAACUGCAGUCACCAAAACAAAAAGAAGCUGUGGGUGUAUAUGAUUAACAUAGCAUUUUCUGCUUUGGCAAUACUUCACUUGACAUAUCUGGGCUCUGUGUUCAACUCCAGCGUGGACUACAUGGAGGAGGAUGAGGACGAGAUCACCCACCACACCAUCCAGAAGUGGUCGGAGCUGAGCUGGACGAGCCACUGGGCCACGUUCGGGUCCUGGAUACUGUACCGCCUCAUUCUCUAACAACUAGAGACCGAGAAGAAGAGAGAGAAGCAAUAAUGAGAAGCAGGUUUUCCACUUUUCUGUACUGUGACGUCAUCCUGCAUCAGACUUGCAGUUUUCAGGUUGGGCUGUAUGCGGGUCGGGGAAUGCUAUUCUAUCCUUCUGGGGACUGGUUUCGAUAUCUGUGAAAAGAAAAAGACAGACCGCAGCGCCUUUUUUCCCCUCCCUUUUGUCUGUUUCACAUUGUUGUUUUUUUUGUUUUUUUUAUCUGAGGCUCAGUCAUCAUGGCCUCCUGUUGUGGCAGCGUUUACCACUGUCUCACUGUGACUCACAAUCAAUAACUAUCAACAUGGCGGACACUUGACGGUGCGCGUCAGGCAGAUGCCCCCCUUAAAUUUGGACUUUAACUAGGACAUUCUAGCAUAUUUGUAUGAUUUGAUCCAAGGGUUCAUCCACUCGUUUAAUAUCCUAAAAAAUGCUUAAGUUUCAAUUACGGUUUGAAGAUGUUGGAUAGUCAAACUGCACAGUUUUGUAAUAAAGUGGAACCUAAUGUUUGAUUACCCUAUCCUUCCACUUCAUAAUUAGAAUCUCAAUAAAAUACAUUUAAGCUUUUGGUUGUAAUGUCACAAAUGUGAGACGUUUGAAGGCGCUGCGCUGGUGACAUUCCCUAGUCUUCUUGUCCUCAACAAAUCUAAUUAAAUGUCCAGAAUCAAUAAUGCAGUUUCCUGUCUCUGUGAUGUUUUUUAUUUAUUUUUUUCCAGCCAGGCUGCAUCGUGGCUGCUUGUUUGCGGUUCUGUCAGGGAGCCUAAUCAAAACCCACAGAAUUGAAUUUUUUAUGAACCCUGGUAGGCAGGUGGAGCAUGGCUAAAGGAGACAGCCGGAGACUCUGGCUGCUGUAACCAGUCGAUUGUGUGGAACUGCUUCCAAUUUAAAAUAUGAGAAACCAGCGCACGUCUCUUUCUCCUCCUAGGAACCAACAAAGACUUUCUUUACUGAAUUCAACAAGCACAUGUUGUUACUAGACUGCAUUUUUACCACCAACUAAUCCUCCUUUUGUGAUUUUUAGAUAUAUUAACGGUUUUAGAUGAUUCAAUCUGACUUUUUUUUUUUUUUACUAGUGUAGUAUCCUGAUGGUGUUUUUUUUUGUUUUUUUUUUUGUAUGACUUGAAUUAUAUCUUUAAACAUAUGUGAUUUUGAUUUCCCCCCUUCCCUUCUUUCUACAAUAUAACUUAAGAAUCAGGGUAUUUGAGAUGUAUUAACAAAAAUUCUCUUUCAGCUUUGUAUAAACUUAAGUAAAAUUAUUAAUUAUUCUAUACCAAGCAUUUCUCUUACCUCCAGGUUUUUACUUAAUAGAUGCUUUUAAUUAUUUACAGCCUGAUGAAAGAGUGAGUGUGUGCAUCAGAAAAUGAAGAUGUGGUGUUAGAUAAGAGCUUUUGUUGAUGUGCCAAGUUUCUGCUGUAGUGCCACUCAGUAUAAUAACCACUGUAAAUACCUUAUAUUUGUGUUUUGUCCCUAAAUAUGUAAAAUGGAACGGCAUACCUGUGAUAUUUUUAUAAAAUUUUACAUGAAACGUCAA